AGAGAAAACCUUAAUGAACAGGUGACGCGCUCUGCCGCCACGCAGCCGCUGUUGCUCCUCUGCUCGCUGCCUGAGCGCGCUCCGGCUGGACUGCCGCACCGCGAUCAGGUGGGGAGAUGCAGCUCAGCUGAAAGCGGGCAGCACUGCACUGAGGAUAAAAAAAAAACAACAUGAUUGUAGCCCGGAGAGGAGGUGGCGUGGAUGAAGGACCCACGGAGGCGAAAUAGAUCGGAUCCGCCGCGAUGAGCGCCUCCUUUCCGAAAUCGGAUUCCACAACCUCGUUACUAAAAUCAUCGAGGCGAUCGACACACCUCCCCGAGCAGACAUCCGAGCUACGGAGAGGUCAGCAUCACCAUCAGCACCAGCACCAGCACCACCACCGUCCCGCCGCGCUCCACGGCACCGGCGGCAAAGCCGAGGAGUCCUUCUGGUCGGCCGAGGGCGACGUCAGCGCUCGGAGACCCCUGUGCCACCCGUCCGCGGCCGGCGGCCAGGACGGGAGUAAUACCGCAGCCACUCGGGGCAAGUGCAAGCCCCAAGUCCUGCACGGCCAAGUUCAGCCGGGGCCAGACUGCGAGGCGGACCGAGGGGUGACCGAGCGGAGCCGGACUAACCCCAAGCCCUCACACCGUCACCACCACCAUCACCACCACCACCGCAGGAAGCACCACCACGGGGAGGACCAUCCAGAUGACCCCGAGCGUCCCCAUGCCGGCUGCCACACGCACACCCACAGGGUGCCCUCCCUCUCGGACAGCACCGACGACAGGGCCCCUCUGUGUGAGCCGAGGGACCGCAAGAGGGCCAGUCUGGCCAGAGGCGGCGGUCAGGCCAGCAGUCCGUCCCCGUCCUCCUUGCUCCCCUGUCCCGCCGUCCAGCAGGUCGUCCCGCCGCUCCCGGAGGUCCAGCACCGCCUCCUCUGCCUCUGA
This is a messenger RNA of Fundulus heteroclitus (mummichog), 929 nucleotides long. Its product is annotated as histidine-rich glycoprotein-like. The transcript has a single exon. The record is from RefSeq and is a predicted model, not a curated record. The coding region runs from base 243 to 929 and encodes 228 amino acids. NCBI's taxonomy places the organism in Eukaryota, Metazoa, Chordata, Actinopteri, Cyprinodontiformes, Fundulidae.